Pezoporus flaviventris is the source of this 1396-nucleotide messenger RNA. RefSeq names its product galectin-related protein A-like. The record is from RefSeq and is a predicted model, not a curated record. The transcript has 4 exons. Lineage: Eukaryota; Metazoa; Chordata; Aves; Psittaciformes; Psittacidae. Bases 135 to 566 code for a protein of 143 amino acids. Gene Ontology annotation, molecular function: carbohydrate binding.
UGUUUGGCAGAGAUAAGCUACCCCCGACAUCCUCCCUUUAUUCUGGGCUUUUUGAUUGCUUUUGUCCUGACACACAAAACAAAACUCCUCCGGGGACCGCUGCGGCUGAGGCAAGCGUAAGAGGCAGAGCGGUGAUGACAGAGGAGAGGUGUCCCAAAGUGGAGCAUUAUGUUGGUGAAAUUAAAGGUGGCCUGAGACCAGCCAUGAAACUCACAGUCAUAGGAAUGGUGCACUCCAACCCCAAGAGCUUUUCAGUGACACUGCUCUGUGAUACAGUGGAUGCAAACAAAGAUGUUGGGCUGUUAUUUACAGUUAACUUUAGUGACAAAUCCAUCACCCGAAAUGCAAGAAUUGCUGGGAAGUGGGGAAGAGAAGAGAAGACUAUUCCCUACUUCCCAUUUACAGCAGGUGACACAUUUAAGAUGGAGCUCUUAUGUGAACAUCAGCAAAUACGAGUCUUGCUUGAUGGACGGCAGCUCUGUGACUUCACUCACCGCAUUCAGCCCCUGAACUUGGUGAAAGCUUUGCAGAUCUCAGGGGACAUCAAACUUACCAAAGUGGCUUGAAAAAAAAAGAGACCAUAAUAUCACCAGGGGACAGAGGCAAAUGUACUUUUUUCUGUCUGAGAAAUGUUUUAUCUUUUCCCCCUGGCUGAUUCUGGAGAGUCGGAACCGUAUCUUUUUAAUUUGCUGAUGUGUUUGAAAUAUACACUUUUUUUCUCAUACACACUCAACAGUUGCAGAGCUGUGGCUGGUCCUGAUCUACUCUCCUGGUAAAUCAGAGAGCCUUUGCUGAGAUACUCUUUUGGCCUCACAAACUGCAAGAUUUACGAUGCUAUGCAGUAUCUCACAUCCCCUAACCCCCCUGGCAUGUCAGCUGGUGGAGCUCAGUCCUCUGAAAUGGGGUGGCUGUUACCCUAUGACUAGAACUGGACAGUGUACAGAUGGUGGGUCUGAGAAAAGAGAAGCAGGAGAUUUUCAUAUGAGUGAAUAAUGGAGCCUGGUGGGCCCAGUAGGGUUCACGUUAUCAGGAGGAAUUGGUUUUCCUAGGACCUCUGCUCAAUCAGCACAAAGCCAUCUGUGCUUCCCAGUACAGAGCAAUAAAUGCCUUACCAGCACCCCUGUCUCUUGCAGGUAGCAUGAAUUGUAAGUUUUCAACAGCUGUGGAUUUCACAGCCUUCUUUGGACCAGCCCUAGGAAAUGGUAUCUGUAGCUCAAACUGCAUUGCACAUUCUUAUACCUAAUUAAAACUGCAUCUUUGCUGGCAAACUUCUUUACCAGGUCUGUUAAAUAUCUGAAUGCACGUGAGUGUUGUGCUGUUAUUUCAUUGCUGUAUAUUUAGAAAAAAAGAAGUCCUAAAUACAUGGCUAUUUUAAUACCUAUAGAAACAUACAUUA